AUGGCUGACAGGGUUACCUUUACCAGCGGCAUCUUCUACAGCAUGGGGGGCAUAAUGAUGAACGUCGGCGGAAUCCUCGAGUCCAUUCUCGGCAACACAUUCCCAUGCGCCGUCUUCAUGUCCUUCGGGACCUUCCUCAUCGGCCUGGCCAUAACCCUGACCCCGGCACACAACGCAUCUACCGCCUUCGACCCAUCGAACCCCAUGAACCCAGGCUUCGAAAAUUCGUUCAGCCCCUUUUUGGGUAACUCGCCACUUAUUCGUAAGAUUAGGUACACAAUGUCAUCAAAAAGCCAACUGCGCCCGGUGCAAUGCGGGAAAUAA
Molecule: messenger RNA, 324 nt
Organism: Neurospora tetrasperma FGSC 2508
Lineage: Eukaryota; Fungi; Ascomycota; Sordariomycetes; Sordariales; Sordariaceae
Exons: 2
Coding region: 1-324 (107 amino acids)
Cellular component (GO): plasma membrane
Molecular function (GO): acetate transmembrane transporter activity
Source: RefSeq, a predicted model, not a curated record